Molecule: messenger RNA, 2303 nt
Organism: Solenopsis invicta (red fire ant)
Lineage: Eukaryota; Metazoa; Arthropoda; Insecta; Hymenoptera; Formicidae
Product: zinc finger Ran-binding domain-containing protein 2
Exons: 8
Coding region: 397-1110 (237 amino acids)
Biological process (GO): RNA processing
Molecular function (GO): RNA binding; lipopolysaccharide binding
Source: RefSeq, a predicted model, not a curated record
UGGAAAAGUGGAGGUAUUAGCAGUCCAGAGGUAUAUAUAGUCAAAGCUUCAACCAGACUGCGAGAGAGAGAGAGAGAGAGAGUGAGAGAGGGGGGCAGCGGCAGCGGCAGCUAGAUAUCACCGAUAUCACGGCGCGCUCGUCCGAUUCGCGUGUAGGCACUGCGACUCGGUCAUAAACUGGAUCCGCUCGUGUCGUAUCGCAGAAUGCAAUAACCGCGGUAGAAAUUCAACGGUGACUGUUGCAAAGUACAAAAAUUAUUACCCAAUAUACGUCGUGAACGAACCGCUGCAAGGUUAGGCACAAGGUUCGCUGAACGGAGCACGAUACGGAAUCUGAGGUCACGGAUUCCACUUGGGCGGGCAAACGCGCGCGACUUCGAUUGUUCGGACGGCGAAAUGGACAGCAAGAUCGACGACGAGAAUCAGCGAGGCGUCAACGACGGCGACUGGGUCUGCCCUGACUCGCAAUGUGCCAAUAUAAACUUUGCCAGGCGUAACUCCUGCAAUCGUUGUGGGAAAGAUAGAGGAGAAUGUCCGAAAAAGAAAAAAUUAGGUCAGGAAAUUGGAAAAGCAGCCGCGGAAAAAAGUAGAGGCCUUUUCAGCGCGGACGAUUGGCAAUGCAGCAAAUGCGGUAACGUAAACUGGGCUCGCCGGCAACAGUGUAAUAUGUGCAAUGCUCCAAAAUUCGGUGAGAUAGAGGAGCGCACGGGAUACGGAGGUGGGUAUAACGAUCGAGGGGUCGUCGAAUACAAAGAGAGGCGAGAUGAAGACGACGAAUAUGACGAGUUUGGACGGCGUAAAAAAAAGCGGAAAUUAGAGAAGAAUUCCGAUGACGACUCAAAGGACUCCAAAUACAAUAGCCCGUCGCGUAGUAAAUCUAGAGACAAAGAAGAGAGAAACGAAGUAGACGAAGAGGAGCAAGAAGAAAAUGAAGAAGAGGAAGAUGAUGAGGAAGAGGAGGAAGAUGGUGAUUUAUCUAAAUAUGACCUUAGCGAAUGGGAUGACUUUGUGCCAGUAAAAAAAAGUACAAAUGGAAAUACUACAUCUUCGGAAGCGGAACGGUCAAGAAAUGGAGAUGAUCGGCGCGAUUCAGGCACAUCCAACCAAUGAAAGGCUGUACAGAAGGACAGGUUUGACUUGGGUUUCGGGUAUAAAAUUGAUUAUGAUGAUCAGUUGCAGACAGCAUACAGUGUGAUGAAUUUUGCUAAAUAAUGUAUAGUCCCAGAUCCUUAAGACUUAAAGUAUAGCUUGCUUUUAUUGCGAUUAUAUCUCGAUAUAUCGCGUAGACAUCGAGUAGAGAAAUUAGCGUCGAUUUUAGCGAAUUCUUAAGAAGUGCAAGCGUUCCUCUCUCAUUCAACGUAUCAAUUUUUUACAGGCGAACCAGGAAACGAAAAAACGCAACCAGUGCUCGGCAACUAAGAAAUAUACACAACGCAACAAGUUUUAGUAAUUUAGUAUGCACCUUUGGAUAUAAAGUGGCCGAUAAUGUGUGACUUAUUACAAAGGGAAGUCGACUAACAAUAAGCUUUACAUUUAUAAUUGAGCUCAUAGCUUCGUUGAUCCUAAGGAAGCGAAAUGUAGGUCUCCUAUUUGCGCGGGUAUAUCGUUGUUCGUAACGAUUGCAGAGUUUAUGAAAAACUACUUCGGCGCAAGUAGUAUGUUUCGCUAGCGAGAUACGAGAUUGAUAAUUCCAACAUGAAUCUAUAGAAGAAAUUAUACACAGCUCGUUUUACAAGCUAAAUAUGACGUUGUAGAAAAAGAUCUUACUCCUAUGUAAUAGAUGGUGUUAACGCUCUGCGCAAGCCCCGUCGUCGCAGUGUUCUAAAAUUCUUAUUAUUUUAUCACAAACGUAACUAUGUCGAUGUAGCCGUGUCACUGCUUCACAUUGCUCAAGUUGCCUGAAGGAAUCUAACUUUUCUUCUUUUGUCCCCCUAUCUCUCCUUUUUACAUCAUCUAUGCAUAAUGCUCGGAUUAAGUUGACAAUCGUCAAGUGUAGUAUUAAAGAAUCAUUCCCCAAACAGAGCAGAUAUGUAUUUUGCAUCUUUUGGAAGAGACCAAAAGGAAAGGAUACGUUCUCUUGCUUUGACUAUCACAGAUUUGAGUAAGUUGAGAAACAGCCUGCUCACUUGUUGAAAACGUAGCGCUUUUUAAAUUAGUCGUGACCCGCAUCUUUGCAGAUACGGGCCUUAUUGUGAACUCCGACGGCCGUUCUUGAAUCGCAAAACGAUUAUCGAUCAACUAUCGUACUGACUUCUUGUAAAUAUCUUUAUUUUUCAUUUAUAAUAAAAAUCAUUCAUCAACAA